Messenger RNA from Polypterus senegalus (gray bichir), 3527 nucleotides. RefSeq names its product glutamate receptor ionotropic, delta-1-like. Bases 281 to 3439 code for a protein of 1052 amino acids. The record is from RefSeq and is a predicted model, not a curated record. The transcript is spliced from 17 exons. Gene Ontology annotation, molecular function: transmitter-gated monoatomic ion channel activity involved in regulation of postsynaptic membrane potential; glutamate-gated receptor activity. Gene Ontology annotation, cellular component: postsynaptic membrane; plasma membrane. Gene Ontology annotation, biological process: monoatomic ion transport; modulation of chemical synaptic transmission; synaptic transmission, glutamatergic. Lineage: Eukaryota; Metazoa; Chordata; Cladistia; Polypteriformes; Polypteridae.
GAGAGAGCGAGAGAGAGAGAGAGAGAGAGAGAGAGAGAGAGAGAGAGAGUGAACCAGUGCUGGAUUCAGUACCUGUCUCCUCUGUGAAGAUCCUGGGAUUUCCCUGCCUUUUCCCCCGACUGUUUUCCCUAUUGCAUUUUAUUAGAGGGUGUAUUCUUUUGCCUUGGGAUUUUAUUUUCAUCGUUUUGCAUUUGCCUUGCCAUUAUUAUUCAUUACCCUUUCAUUGGAUUGGUUUGACCACUGAAGGAGCUUGGAUGAACUGCUUUGGCAAAAACUGGACAUGGAAUUGCUGAUAAUUUGCCUUUCGACUUGGAUUUUGCAAUGCAAUUCAGUGCAAGCGGACUCCAUCAUUCAUAUCGGUGCCAUAUUUGAAGAAAACGCAGCGAGGGACGACGAGGUCUUCCAGUUGGCAAUUUCAGACCUAAGUCUCAACGAUGACAUUUUACAGAGUGAAAAAAUCACAUUCUCCAUAAAGUUUAUCGAGACAAAUAACCCCUUCCAGGCAGUCCAAGAAGCUUGUGAUCUGAUGACCCAAGGCAUCCUGGCAUUAGUGACCUCCACAGGCUGUGCAUCAGCUAACGCCCUGCAAUCACUGACUGAUGCCAUGCAUAUCCCCCAUCUUUUUGUCCAGAGGAACAAUGGAGGCUCCCCUCGGACAGCCUGUCAGCUCAACCCAAGUCCUGAUGGAGAGAAGUACACACUGGCAGCCCGGCCACCAGUGCGACUCAAUGAUGUCAUGUUAAAAUUGGUCACUGAGCUCCGCUGGCAAAAAUUUAUUGUUUUUUAUGACAGUGAAUAUGAUAUCCGAGGGCUGCAGAGCUUUUUAGAUCAGGCUUCUCGUCUUGGUCUUGAUGUGUCAUUGCAGCGUGUGGAUAGGAAUAUUAGUCGUGUCUUCACCAACCUUUUCAGCACAAUGAGAACAGAAGAGUUAAAUAGAUACAGAGACACACUGCGGCGUGCUAUACUUUUGCUGAGCCCCAAGGGAGCGCAAGCAUUCAUCCAUGAGGCCGUCGAAACGAAUCUAGCUUCUAAAGACAGCCACUGGGUUUUCGUAAAUGAGGAGAUCAGCGAUGCAGAGAUUCUUGAGCUAGUGCACAGUGCCUUGGGUCGAAUGACGGUCAUUCGGCAGAUUUUUCCUAUGUGGAAGGACAGUAAUAUUCGCUGCAUGAGGAACAAUCACCGAAUCUCUUCCUUGCUCUGUGAUCCACAGGAGGGAUACCUUCAAUCACUGCAGGUCUCCAAUUUGUACCUUUAUGACAGCGUCCUCAUGCUUGCUAACGCUUUUCAUAGAAAACUUGAGGAUAGAAAGUGGCAUAGCAUGGCCAGCCUGAACUGCAUGAGGAAGUCAACGAAACCAUGGAAUGGAGGGUGGUCCAUGUUAGAGACUAUCCAGAAGGGCCGAAUUAAUGGAUUAACUGGAAUGAUGGAUUUUCGUGAUGAUGGAUCUAAUCCACAUGUCCAAUUUGAGAUCCUUGGCACCAGCUACAGUGAGACGUUUGGCAAGGAUGUGCGUAGGUUGGCAACUUGGGACUCUCUGCGGGGGCUGAAUGGUAGUCUACAGGAGAGACGUCUGGAAAGUGACAUGCAAGGAGUGACUCUGAAAGUUGUGACUGUUUUGGAAGAGCCAUUUGUCAUGGUGGCUGAGAAUAUUCUGGGUCAGCCGAAGCGUUACAAGGGUUUUUCAAUUGAUGUUCUUGAUGCACUGGCCAAGAACUUAGGAUUCAAGUAUGACAUCUAUCAAGCUUCAGACAGCAAGUAUGGGAUACAACUUCAGAAUGGCUCCUGGAAUGGAAUGAUAGGGGAACUUAUCAACAAGAGGGCUGACUUGGCCAUCUCUGCGAUUACGAUUACACCAGAGCGAGAAAGUGUUGUUGACUUUAGCAAGCGCUACAUGGAUUAUUCAGUUGGAAUUCUUAUUCGGAAGCCUGAAGAAAAGAUCAACAUUUUCUCUCUGUUUGCACCCUUUGACCUGGCAGUAUGGGCAUGCAUUGCAGCAGCAAUCCCAGUUGUGGGAGUUCUCAUAUUUGUGCUGAACCGCAUCCAAGCUGUACGUGGGCAAACUCCACCAGCUCAUCAACAGCAGCCAUCAGGCAGCUCCCCGUCUACAUCUCUUCACAGUGCUAUUUGGAUUGUCUAUGGGGCUUUUGUUCAGCAAGGUGGGGAGUCCAUUGUAAGCUCUGUUGCCUUGAGGAUUGUCAUGGGCAGCUGGUGGCUUUUUACUUUGAUUGUCUGCUCUUCUUAUACUGCAAACCUGGCGGCUUACCUAACUGUUUCACGGAUGGACAGCACUGUCCGAACAUUUCAGGAUUUGGCCAAACAAAUGGAUUUGUCUUAUGGCACCGUGAGGGACUCUGCUGUCUAUGAUUACUUCAGAGCAAAGGGUACUAACCCACUGGAACAGGACAGCACCUUCUCAGAACUAUGGAGGACAGUAAGCAAGAACAAUGGAGCAGACAACUCAGUGGCCAACCCUUCAGAAGGAGUCAGAAAGGUUAAAAAUGGGAAUUAUGCAUUUUUGUGGGAUCUGGCUGUAGUGGAAUAUACUGCCCUGACAGAUGAUGACUGCUCCUUGACAGUGAUUGGAAACAGCAUAAGCAGCAAAGGUUAUGGCAUCGCUUUGCAACAUGGAAGUCCCUAUAGAGAUUUAUUCUCCCAGAGGAUCCUGGAGCUACAAGAAAAUGGAGAUUUAGACAUUCUCAAACAAAAAUGGUGGCCUCGAAUGGGACGAUGUGAUCUGGACAGUCAUACAAAUAUACAACCUGAUGGCCGCGCCCUCAAGCUGCACAGUUUUGCUGGGGUUUUUUGUGUCUUAGCUGCAGGUCUACUGCUAGCUUGCCUCGUUGCUGGCCUUGAGAUGUGGUGGAACAGCAAUCGUUGUCGGCAAGAACAACCUAAAGAGGUUACUAAGGAUUACGGACUGGCCAGAAUUUCUGGUCCAUUGACAUAUAAUGAUUUUACAUCUGCUUCAUCGGGAGGGAGGAAGGACAUAUGGACAGAAAGAGAGAGAGACUGGGAUGAAGCAGAAGAUAUUUAUACAGGACAAAGAGGUGAACUUGGAGCAGGUGCAUCGUCGUAUGAACAGCCUUAUGGACGAGGACAUGGCCCACAAGCAGAUCCCCGCUCCAUCUAUCGAGAUCUCUGCCCUGGACAUCGGCAGCAUUCAGCCCAGCCAGACCCUGGAGCCAGUGCGGGAGUAUCAGAGCACGGGUCUGUCUGUGAGCACCUUCCUGCCAGAGCAGGGCCACGGGGCAGGCAGGACGCUAACACAGGGCCCCAGCAGCAGUCUGCCUCUACCACUCAGCAGUUCCUCCAGCAUUCCAUCCAUACAGUGCAAACACAGAGCCCCCAACGGGGGAUUGUUCCGCCAGAGCCCCGUCAAGACUCCAAUGCCCAUGUCAUACCAAUCAGUGCCCGGAGGACCUAUCCCAGAAGCCAUUGAGCCCACUCAUGGGACAUCUAUCUGACAUGAUCUCAUCUGAGGAAAAAAACAAACAAACAAACAAACAAGUGCAGAAGUUUUUUUUUGU